This is a messenger RNA of Musca vetustissima, 1315 nucleotides long. RefSeq names its product protein nanos (gene nanos). Gene Ontology annotation, cellular component: perinuclear region of cytoplasm. Bases 11 to 1315 code for a protein of 434 amino acids. The transcript is spliced from 4 exons. Gene Ontology annotation, biological process: negative regulation of translation; oogenesis. Gene Ontology annotation, molecular function: mRNA binding; zinc ion binding. NCBI's taxonomy places the organism in Eukaryota, Metazoa, Arthropoda, Insecta, Diptera, Muscidae. The record is from RefSeq and is a predicted model, not a curated record.
AAAUAACGACAUGUACCGUAGCAGUCCCGAGUCAAAAAAGCAACAACCCGAAAUGCUGGGAAAUAAUAUGCUUGGAUUGGAUUGCCUACACAUGAAAUGUUUCCAAGAAAUGUACUUGGAUGCAUGCAAUAAAUUGUGUAUAUCUCCCACGCCAUCUAUGGCUUCCAUGACCGAUGGUACAACCUCAUCGGGAGUAUCAUCAUUGUCUCCAACACCCAGCAUGUCGAGUUCGUCGUCAUCCUCGCCAGAAUUCGAGAAUGGUGGGGGAAUGAUGACACCGGAUUUGGCUGCAUCUCUUUAUGCCUUGCAACAACAACAGUUAUUAGCAGCUUACCAUAAGCAACAACAACAAUUGGCAGCAUCUGCUGCCAUUGCUAAUCAUUCUAAUGAUGGACAACAGCAGCAACAACCACAACCACCAAUAGGCACUGUCAUUGGUAAUAAUGAGAAUAUGUCACAACAGCAGCAACAGGAUGAAAUUUGUAAAUCAUUGCAAAUGUUUGCUAUGUUAUCCGCCUAUUCAAAUGAAAAAGAUCCAUCUGCUGGCGGUGUUGAUGUACAACAAUUACCAAAAUCUCCAGUCGAUGAUGUAAUGAAUGACUUUGCCUGUAAUGGUUACGUUUGUGAUGAACUUAAUCGUUAUCAUUUGGGUUUACAUUUGUCUAAUGCGGCAGCUGCCGCUGCUGCAGCAGCAGCAACAUCGGGAAAUAAUAUUGUUGCUGGAGGAGCCAUUAACAAUCCUAGCCUCUUGACAGCAGCUGUUCAUCAUCAGCAACAGCAGCAGCAAAAUGGUACCAAUCCAACAUCCCCUACCACCACAAAUCCCAAUGUUGCUGCCUUGACACCACAACAAUUGCAGCAACAUAACAUCAACAUGAGUUUCAAUCAUAAUUUUUGGAAAAUUCUACCGGCCCAUAUGCAGCAACAUUCACAAGCGGCCGUUACAGCAGCGGCUGCCGCUGCAGCUGCCGCCGUCAACAUUGAUUACAACUGUAAUCAAAAUAAGAAAAUGCAAAAGCGUUACAAUGGACCGAAGAAUGAGAAAUAUUCAUCGGCAAAACAUUGUGUUUUCUGCGAAAACAACAAUGAACCAGACGCUGUUGUCAAAUCUCACGCCGUGCGUGACUCAAUGGGCCGUGUUCUUUGCCCAAAAUUAAGAACUUAUAUUUGUCCAAUUUGCAAAGCAUCCGGCGAUAAGGCACAUACUGUCAAGUAUUGCCCACAAAAACCCAUCAUUACAAUGGAAGAUGCCGUUAAUGCGGAAUCGUUUCGUCUAUCCAAAGGAACCUAUUACAAACAACAAAUGAAGGUUUAA